CAUCUUCUCUCCAAGCUUAGAAGAAGAGAGACCCGAAGAGAAAGGAAGGGCAAAAAAAGGAAAAGAAAAAAGAAGGGGUUCGAGCUCGAGAGCAAUGGCUGCGUCUCUUCAAGCUGUGGCUACGCUCAUGCAGCCGACUAAGGUCGGCAUCUCCUCUAAGAGUAGCUUGCAGCUGAGAUCCUCCCCACAGCUUUCUAAGGCCUUUGGCUACGACUGCGCUGGCGCUAGACUGACUUGCUCGCUCCAAGCCGACCUGAAAGACCUAGCUCAGAAGUGCGCCGACGCCACCAAGAUCGCCGGCUUCGCGCUCGCCACAUCUGCUCUCGUCGCUGCGGGAGCCAGUGCUGAGGGAAUACCGAAACGCCUGACCUACGAUGAGAUACAGAGCAAGACGUACAUGGAAGUGAAGGGGACCGGCACGGCGAACCAGUGCCCAACGAUUGACGGUGGGAUCGAGAAAUUCGCUUUCAAGGCCGGCAAAUACAACUUGAAGAAGUUCUGCCUCGAGCCUACGUCCUUCACCGUCAAGGCCGAAAGCAUCAACAAGAACUCACCACCCGAGUUCCAGAACACCAAGCUCAUGACCCGUCUCACCUACACCCUCGACGAGAUCGAGGGUCCAUUUGAGGUCUCCCCAGACGGCACUGUCAAGUUUGAGGAGAAAGACGGAAUCGACUACGCUGCUGUCACCGUCCAGCUCCCCGGAGGUGAGCGAGUCCCAUUCCUCUUCACCAUCAAACAGCUAGUAGCAUCUGGUAAGCCCGAGAGCUUCAGCGGCCAGUUCCUUGUGCCGUCUUACCGAGGCUCGUCUUUCUUGGACCCUAAGGGACGGGGCGGAUCCACUGGCUACGAUAAUGCAGUGGCGUUGCCGGCUGGAGGGAGAGGAGAUGAGGAGGAGCUGAAAAAGGAGAACAUAAAGGAAACAUCGUCAUCUACCGGGAAGAUCACGCUCAGCGUCACGAAGAGCAAGCCGGAUUCUGGGGAGGUGAUUGGGGUGUUUGAGAGCAUCCAGCCAUCUGAUACCGAUUUGGGAGCGAAGACUCCUAAGGAUGUUAAGAUCCAAGGGAUCUGGUACGCGCAGCUUGAGUCUUAGGUGUUGUUGUAUAUUUGAUGUUUGGGGUUUUGUUUAAUGACUCUGUUUAUGGCAUAUAAGGAAGGUAUUUGUCGCA
This is a messenger RNA of Magnolia sinica, 1169 nucleotides long. Its product is annotated as oxygen-evolving enhancer protein 1, chloroplastic. Lineage: Eukaryota; Viridiplantae; Streptophyta; Magnoliopsida; Magnoliales; Magnoliaceae. The coding region runs from base 95 to 1093 and encodes 332 amino acids. Gene Ontology annotation, biological process: photosystem II assembly; photosystem II stabilization. The record is from RefSeq and is a predicted model, not a curated record. Gene Ontology annotation, molecular function: oxygen evolving activity. The transcript has 2 exons. Gene Ontology annotation, cellular component: photosystem II oxygen evolving complex.